AUGGCGACAACUCCUCUUGUUGAUCGGACUGAUAUCUCUGGUGAUCAGAAUGAGUCACCUUUCGUCGUGCACCAUUCUGAUAAUCCUGGUGCUAUUUUAGUGACCAAUCCCCUUGUUGGAGACAACUAUUUCACAUGGCGAUGGGCAAUGAAAAUGGCCCUGAGUGCCAAGAACAAGUUCGGAUUUGUUGAUGCAAAUAGCGUUAUCUAUGCCAGUGAAGCUCACGAGGUUUGGAUUGAUCUUCAAGAACGUUUCUCUCAAGGUAAAGCUGCUCAUAUUUAUCAAUUUAAGAAGAUGAUAUCUGAUUUACGCCAAGAACGCAAUUCAUUAGCUGUCUACUUCACUACACUUAAAACUUUUUGGGAUGAACUUGGAUCUUAUUCAACUGUGUCUGCAUGUACUUGUGGUGCGUUUAAAGAGUUUCAUUCAUGUCAAGAUCAUGAAAAAGUUUAUCAGUUCCUAAUGGUAUUGAAUGAAAGUUUUAGCAAUCUUCGAAGUCAGAUUCUUGCUAUCGAUCCUCUACCCAACAUUAAUAGGGUAUAUACUAUGUUGCUUCAAGAAGAGACUCAACGUCUUCUCACACCAAAAAUGUCUGGAUCCAAUAACAUAGCUCUUGCUGCCAGGUCUUCUCCUACAUCAUAUACCAAACGGAAUAAGGCAAGGAUGCCUAAUGCUACUCGCAAUCGUCCUCGACCAAAAUGUGAUCAUUGUGGAAUGCUUGGGCAUAUAAAAUCUCGAUGUUAUGUGCUUCAUGGUUACCCUCCAAAUCAUCCUAAGGCUGCAGGUUCAACUGGUGAUUCAUCUAAAAUUGAAAAGGCACAACAGGGAGGAACAUUGGCAAACAAUGUAAAAGUCAGUGCUGUUUUGUCACAACUUACCGAAGAACAGAUUGUGAAGGAGAACCAGAAAUUACAUAAAGGUUCAGUUGAAAUUGAAGAUGAUUCUGCUUCGUUGGCUGAUGUGAACAUACUGCCUGGAGAUGUUCUUUGGGUUACUGACACAGAAGUACAUGAGAAUCGUGAUAUUGCAGAUGAACUUUUGGGAAGCAGGAUGGAAUUUGAGCCGGCAGAGGAAGGGUUUAAAGGAACUCUUUUGGCAUCAAAUGGCUCGGUUAAGAUGGCUUUAUGUAACAACUGUUUAUAUUAA
Molecule: messenger RNA, 1146 nt
Organism: Nymphaea colorata (pocket water lily)
Lineage: Eukaryota; Viridiplantae; Streptophyta; Magnoliopsida; Nymphaeales; Nymphaeaceae
Exons: 4
Coding region: 1-1146 (381 amino acids)
Biological process (GO): protein deubiquitination
Molecular function (GO): cysteine-type deubiquitinase activity; cysteine-type endopeptidase activity
Source: RefSeq, a predicted model, not a curated record